This is a messenger RNA of Rhincodon typus (whale shark), 2210 nucleotides long. It is a transcript of the gene slc2a12, whose product is annotated as solute carrier family 2 member 12. The record is from RefSeq and is a predicted model, not a curated record. Gene Ontology annotation, molecular function: transmembrane transporter activity. NCBI's taxonomy places the organism in Eukaryota, Metazoa, Chordata, Chondrichthyes, Orectolobiformes, Rhincodontidae. The transcript is spliced from 7 exons. Gene Ontology annotation, biological process: transmembrane transport. Gene Ontology annotation, cellular component: membrane. The coding region runs from base 311 to 2098 and encodes 595 amino acids.
UUCAAUAAACAAGAUGGAUCGCUAUUUUUAGACUUGCGUAAAUAGGUGGCGCUUGAGUGUGGGCGUGGAACACUGUACACCGUCUCCAAUUGAAGAUCUAUUCCGUUUCCUAGUUGGUUUCUUCUUUAUUUUGACAAGUGUUGUUUUCCUGCUGUGUUGAUACCAACCGUUUACUUUAUUUUAACUCACUCGCUGGACGUGAACGUGGCUGGCUGAGCCAGUAUUCAUUGCCAGUCCCUUGGUGCCCUUGAGAAGGUGGUGAUGAGCUGCCUUCUCGAACCGCUGCAGUCCGCGUGAUCAAGACGUAACAAUGAAAACCCAGACAGAAACCGAACAAGAAAAUGAUGCGAAGUCAACUGCGAAUCAAAACAGUUUUCAAUAUUCUAUCCUGAACCAACCUGCAACUAAAAAAGGACCUAUUGGCCUAAUUCUCAUUGUUGCAUCUGUAAUUGCUUCUGUAAGUGGACUAAUCUUUGGUUAUGAACUGGCAAACAUUUCCGGAGCUCUUCUACAGCUGAGCACUGAAUUCCAUCUCACCUGUGAGAAACAAGAAAUAAUUGUAAGUGCAAUCAUUAUGGGAGGCAUAGUGGGUUCCCUUGCUGGUGGUUACAUCAUUGAUCGAUGGGAAAGGCGGAUAGGAAUCGUUGUAACAUCUUGCUGUUAUGUAUUGGGAGCUGUCAUUCUAUCAGCAUCUACCUCCUAUGCAAUGUUGACUGGAGGGCGCAUCAUCGUGGGAAUUGCUACAACUUCAGGUGUAAUUGCAGCAUGCAUAUACCUAUCAGAGAUUGCACCAUCAGACAGAAGAGGCAUGCUGGUAUCUCUGACUGAAUUCAUGACUGUUGUUGGUGUUCUGUUUGCCUAUGUUUUUAAUUAUACUUUUUCUCGCACUUCAAAUGGAUGGCGGUACAUGUUUGCAAUUGCUAUUCCACCUGCGGCACUGCAAGUUAUUGGCAUAUUCUUCCUUCCCCCAAGUCCUCGGUUUAUGGUUAAGAAAGGAAAUGAUGAAAAAGCAAGCCUUGUCCUGAAGAAGAUCAGAUCAUAUUCCAAUGUUGAUGAUGAACUGGCAAACAUCAAAUCUUCCCUGAGCAAUGAAAACAAUUGUAGGUUUGUAGAUCUAUUUAGGUCAAACAACCUGAGAAUGCGACUCUGUAUAGGACUUGGUUUGGCCAUAUUUUUGCAAGCUACAGGUCAACCAAAUGUUUUAUUUUAUGCAUCUAUUAUUUUAAGAUCUGUUGGCUUUGCAAGUGAUUCAACAGCAACAUUAGCUUCAGUUAGUGUUGGGCUAGUGAAAGUGCUUGGCACAAUUUUGGCAAUGUUGCUCAUUGACAAAGUAGGGCGUAAAACGUUUCUUUGCAUUGGAAGUACGAUUAUGAUAAUAUCAUUGAUUAUAUUGGCAUUACUGAUCCAUAAAAUCCCAAUGCAGUUCACAGAUAUCUGCAAUUAUCCUAAUCACACUAAUCACUGGCAAGAUAAUAUCACAUCUUCAAUGCAUGGACAACAUUCAGCAGCUGUUACUGUCUUUCCUUCAAGAAUAGACUUUAGUUCAUCAGUAACAAAACAAGACAAUAUGACAAUUAUGCAAAAUGUAUCCUCCUCGCCAUUUAUGGGAAGCCCUGAGACAGAUGGACAUAGGAAUGAACCAAUUUCUCCAGCGUUAAAGUGGCUUUGUCUCUGUUUUCUGCUUGUAUACGUUGCUGCCUAUUCUAUAAGUUUUGGACCAGUAAUUUGGGUGCUGCUGAGUGAAAUUUUUCCAAUAGAGAUAAAAGGCAGGGCUGUGGCUCUCAUAGGAUGCCUGAACUGGGCCUUGAGUCUACUCAUUGCUUUGACUUUUCUGUCUGUGACAGAAUUAAUUGGCCUCAUGUGGGUUCUUCUAAUAUACGCAAUUCUCAGUUUUGUUGGAUUGCUUUUUAUCAUAUUCGUUAUACCUGAGACAAAAGGUCAGACCCUAGAGGAGAUAUCCCAACAGCUAGACCAAAGGUACAACAGAACUCCAAUUUGCUGUACAACUGAGCACAUUAAGAAACUGAUUCCAGGAAUAGUUCUGAAGCGGAGAGAUGAUGCUACUUGCACUGCUCGUGAGGAUGGACAUGCAACCUGAGGAAUAAAUAUUCAGAUGGGAGAAGCGGAACCAAAUCAAGAACAAGUUCACUGCUAUACUGCAGUAUGCAUUCUACAGCAUAAAGUCAAGAGUUUCAAGCUUUGUAAUUUGC